UAGAAUAUUACAAGACAUCUUUUCGUCAUCUUUGAUAAUCGAAACGCAGCAAACAUGUUUUUCAUUGAUAAACUGCCGUGACCUUUAUUAAUCAAUAAUAGCCCCCCAGUGGAUUUAAAAAGCACUUAUUUCCCAAUAACUCUUCCACUUCGUAUUACUAGGCAGUGUAAUCCAGUCUUGUUUUUCAGAGAUGGCAACAGGUGGUAAUUUGGCUCUUUUGUCGGUUUCCAACAAAACCGGUCUCAUAUCCCUCGGGAAAAACCUUAAAGAUUUGGGUUUUACCCUUGUGGCAAGUGGUGGUACUGCGAAGAGUCUCAGGGAGGCGGGGCUCGCUGUUAAGGAUGUCUCAGAGAUUUCUGGAGCUCCUGAGAUACUGGGAGGAAGGGUGAAGACGCUGCAUCCGGCAGUGCACGGAGGGAUUUUAGCUAGACUUAUCCCCUCAGAUCAGGAGGAUUUGAAGAGACAAAAAAUCGAUAUGAUCCGAGUCGUGGUUUGUAACUUGUAUCCAUUCGUUGAAACAGUUUCAAACCCAAAUGUUACAAUCGCCGAUGCUGUUGAAAACAUCGACAUUGGCGGCGUUACUCUGCUCAGAGCCGCCGCCAAAAACCACUCAAGAGUCACCGUAGUCUGUGACCCUUCAGACUACGAUAAAAUCAUCACAGAAAUGCGUAGCACCCCCAAUAAAGACACCACAGCUCAGACUCGUCAAACUCUGGCUCUUAAGGCCUUCACACACACCUCAGACUAUGACCUAGCCAUUACAGACUAUUUCAGAAAACAGUAUUCGGCCGGAGUUUCGCAACUUACGUUGCGUUAUGGCAUGAAUCCGCACCAAAAACCGGCGCAAAUUUUUACUACUUUAUCCAAACUACCGUUAACAGUAGUGAACGGAGCCCCCGGUUUUAUUAACUUGUGUGAUGCCCUCAAUGGAUGGCAGUUGGUUAAGGAACUUAAGGCGGGUUUGGGGCUCCCGGCAGCUACGAGUUUUAAACACGUAUCGCCAGCGGGAGCGGCUGUGGCUGUUCCUCUAGAUAGCACUCAGGCGAAAGUAUGUAUGGUCGACGAUAUUUUCUCCGAACUAACCCCCAUCUCUACGGCCUAUGCGCGGGCCCGUGGAGCGGACCGUAUGUCAUCUUUCGGUGACUUUGUCGCUCUUUCCGACCCUUGCGACGUAAUCACGGCCCGAAUCAUCUCCAGAGAGGUGUCCGAUGGAAUCAUCGCUCCAGGUUUCACACCUGAAGCUUUGGAAAUUUUGAGGAAGAAGAAGAAUGGCAAUUACUGUGUCCUUCAAAUAGACCCCAGUUACGAACCCGAUCCAAUUGAACGCAAAGUCCUGUUCGGCCUUACUCUGGAACAGCAGAGAAACAACGCUGUUAUCAACAAAUCUCUCUUUACCAACAUUGUCACCAAGAAUAAGUCUUUGCCGGAUGGAGCCGUUCGUGACUUGAUUGUGGCCACCAUAGCCUUGAAAUACACACAAAGUAACUCGGUUUGUUACGCGAAAGAUGGGCAAGUUAUUGGGAUUGGAGCGGGACAACAAUCUAGGAUUCAUUGUACGAGGCUUGCAGGGGAUAAGGCUGAUAACUGGUGGAUCAGACAGCACCCGAAAGUUAUCAAUAUGAAGUUCAGGAAAGGGGUGAAAAGGGCUGAGAUUUCAAACGCGAUAGAUAACUACGUUAACGGGACUGUUGGCAAAGAUAUGGAUCGGAAAGUGUUCGAAUCGAUGUAUGAUGAAGUACCGACUGAGUUGACUCAAGCUGAGAAAAGGGCAUGGUUGGAUCAAUUGAAGGGUGUUGCUGUUGGGUCAGAUGCCUUUUUCCCCUUCCGGGAUAACGUGGAUAGGGCCCGUCUGAGUGGGGUCUCCUACAUUGGGGCUCCCGCCGGUUCUACAAAUGACGCCGAAGUCAUUGUUGCGUGCAACGAACACAACAUUACUUUGGCCCACACAAACUUGCGGCUCUUCCACCACUAAUUUUACGGACUAUAUUUUUGUAUACUUACCUAAAGCAUGUAGAUAUUGUACUCGAAUAAACGAAAUAAAAAUAUUUUUCCAA
Molecule: messenger RNA, 2054 nt
Organism: Tribolium castaneum (red flour beetle)
Lineage: Eukaryota; Metazoa; Arthropoda; Insecta; Coleoptera; Tenebrionidae
Exons: 6
Coding region: 191-1972 (593 amino acids)
Biological process (GO): 'de novo' IMP biosynthetic process
Cellular component (GO): cytosol
Molecular function (GO): IMP cyclohydrolase activity; phosphoribosylaminoimidazolecarboxamide formyltransferase activity
Source: RefSeq, a predicted model, not a curated record